GUCUUUUCUUUUUUCGUCAAAUGAAAAAGAAACCAGUUAUUCGCUUCGAGUUUACUAUAAAAUCAAAUUCUUGGGCGUCGUAUUGCUGCCGGCAAAGUGUCCUUGAAUAUGUGUGGCUUUCAUUUGCAGCUGAUGGAAAAGGAACUCGACUUCAACUGGUUACGUGCUGGUGACGUGCAACUCUGUAGUUGACUUGGCGACAGUAAAUGUUUAAAAUCUGUAAAAUUGUAUUGGCAUCAGAUGGUUAGCUCGGUUUACAUUAAAAGUAAAUACUGCCAACACGUUGGGGUAUUUUUAAGACUCUAAAGCGGAACAAAAUAACAUGUGACGUCCAAUUACUCUGUUAUCGUAAUAAUAAUUUGACGAAACUAUACUAAUCAUCAUUCCGGCAUCAUUCCAAACCCUAAGCAUUCAUUUUCGUGUUUACCGGUAUCUUGCUUUCCACUCCUACCGGAGCUAGUGCCCGGUGCUGGGUUCGCCAUCUGUCAUGCUGGUCUAUAACAGCAUUAAUCAACGUUCGAGUACACCGGCGUACAGGAUUGUCCCACGGCCUAUACGUUAGAUUUCCGUAGCAGUGCGAUGAACUCGUCGACCAGCAGCCGGCCAACCAGUUUUCCGCUUCAUCUCUAUAAAGGUAAAGGGGCGUGACCACCAACAGUUUCCUUCCUGCUGCUGAUGCGGGGCGAUGAAAAUAGCACAAGCCAUCAGUUGUCGAUAGACUGAGACUCUAGUUUGUCCAUCACUGCUGCGCUUCAACUGCUGCUGCCAAUAACGCGCAUCACGGAGCAGCAGCGGCCAGCAGCCUCAAGGAGCGAUUUUUGAAUUGCUCUCGGGAGAUGAACGUCAGAACAGUGGGUCGUUGUUUCACCAGUUCAUUCGGAUGGCUCAUACUGACGUGUGGGGCUCUGUACUUUGUGUAUUUCGCCCAAUUGAUGGUGGUGUCGCCGACGACGUCCUAUCAGCAGCAGCAGUUGCCGGCCUCCUUUAGCAAUCAUUUGCUGGCCAUCGGCAGCAGCACCCAGCAAGUCGUCGUCAAUCGCAGUCGGUGCUGUGUGAUGUCGGGCCGGCAGCAGAAGACCGCCGACGUUUGCGGCCGUCCCAAUUGCACCCGCAACUGCCCAGAUCCCGUUCAAAUUCCCAUCAGCAUCGAUGACAGCCGAGCCAACGCCUUUUUCCUCGAGACUUCCGGCAGUGGCGGUCUCAACAUCCGCCAGGCCUGCGCCGUCGAGUCGCUGGCCUUUCACAAUCCGAAUCUGAACGUCAAUGUUUUGUUUGUGGGUGGACAAAUCAACGCCAGCAGCAGCAGCAGUUCGAUUGUUGAUGCGCGGAAGCUGGCCGAAACGUACGCCAACAUCCAUCCGAUUGGUCUCGAUUUGGACGAGUAUCUCGCCGGAACUCUGAUGGAGAAAUGGUACCACUGCACCGACUGGCGGACGGGUCCCUACCACGUCUCCCACCUGAGCGACGGCCUCCGUUUUCUGACGCUCAACAAAUACGGCGGAUAUUAUUUCGACCUGGACGUGCUGAUGGUUCGGUCUGUCACGCAGUUUCGCAACUUUGUGGCAGUCGAGAACUCAAAGGACAUGGGCAGCGGCGUAAUUCACGCCGACUUGGGCAGUCCGUUGAUGCAACUGUCGGUCCAAGACUUUGCCGCCAACUACAGCGCGGGACUGUGGACGCACAACGGUCCCCUUUUGCUGUUGCGCGUGUUGAGGCGCUGGUGCAACGUCGACGACCUCCAGUCAAUGGAUUACAUCCGCUGCCAAGGAUUCCACGUCCUCCCGUCGUCGUCCUUUUGCCCGGUGCACUACACCCAACUGGGUCGAUUAUUCGACAAUCAGCAGCAGCAGCGGCGGCCGGAUAAUGAAACAUCAACGGACGAGACAACAGCAAUGACAAGGCCCGAGUGGCUGACGGACCAAGUGGUGGGCAUUCAUACCUGGAACAAGUUGAGCUACAACCGGCCCAUUCACAAGAAUUCAACGCAGACCUACAACCGACUGGCCCGUCAUCAUUGCCCUCUCACCUAUUCAUUGGCCCCCCAUGUCUUUUGAAUAAUGCAGAAAUGUCUGCCGCCGUGUAUUAAUG
Daphnia pulicaria is the source of this 2088-nucleotide messenger RNA. Its product is annotated as lactosylceramide 4-alpha-galactosyltransferase-like. The record is from RefSeq and is a predicted model, not a curated record. The coding region runs from base 837 to 2054 and encodes 405 amino acids. Gene Ontology annotation, molecular function: hexosyltransferase activity. Lineage: Eukaryota; Metazoa; Arthropoda; Branchiopoda; Diplostraca; Daphniidae. Gene Ontology annotation, biological process: glycosphingolipid biosynthetic process. The transcript has 5 exons.